UAUCAAAGAAGAGUAAGAUAAAGAUUCCAUUAGUAAUUUGUUUAACUUAUAUGCAUUGGUUGUUUAAGAUUUAAGUGAUCAUUGUUAAGCAAACAACAACUUGAAAUGAGCUCAGAGGCUGAAGUUAAGAUUGUGGAGGACAGUGAAGUGUUAGGCUGGGGUAGUUCUUUACCAGUGCCUAGUGUUCAAGAAUUAGCAAGAAAUGAUUCUCAGUGUGUUCCUGAAAGGUACAUACAGGAACCCGAGGACAGACCGUUGCACUCGGUGACCACUGAAGUUCUUAAUGAAAUCCCUGUCAUAAAUUUAUCUAAGCUUGCAAAUGGAGAUGAAGAUGAAAGGAGAAAUCUUGACACAGCUUGCAAAGAGUGGGGCUUUUUUCAGGUAAUAGAUCACGGGGUAUCAGACAAGGUCUUACACGCAAUGAAAGCUGCUGUAGCAGAAUUUUUCGAGCUCCCCCUGGUAGAGAAGAAGAAGUAUUCCAUGGCAGCAAAUGAUUUCCAAGGAUAUGGGCAAGGCUAUGUUGUCUCAGAUGAGCAAAAACUUGAUUGGAAUGACCUUCUGUUCUUGAUCACUGCACCACCGAAGUAUAAGAAUAUGAAACACUGGCCGACCACUAUAACAGGCUUUAGGGAGGCAGUUGAAAAGUACUCGACAGAAUUACAGAAAGUGGGUGACGAAAUUUUUGAGAAUUUGUCAGUGCUGAUGGGAAUGGAAAGAGAGAGUCUUAAAGAUAUUCAUGGUGUGAUGAAACUCGGUGUUAGAAUGAAUUACUAUCCGGCUUGUGCGAGGCCUGAUCUUGUUCUAGGUGUGAGUCCACAUUCAGAUGCCAGCUCCUUAACUUUACUCUUGCAAGAUGAUGACAUUACUGGCCUCCAAAUUAAGAACAAGGAAAUCUGGGUACCUGUAAAGCCAAUUCCGAAUGCAUUAGUUGUGAACAUAGGCGAUGCUCUGGAGGUACUAAGUAAUGGGGCGUACAAAAGUGUAGAGCAUAGAGCUGUUACAAACCAACAAAUUCCCAGAAUAUCAGUAGCUACAUUUUUUAUACCAGAGGACGAACUGGAAAUUGGACCGUUAGAUUCAAUGGUGGACGAAGAACAUCGGCCCAGAAUGUUCAAAAGAAUCAAGUACCUUGAUUACCUGAGAUACACUCUGGGAAGAAAAAUGGAAGGAAAGAGUCACAUUGAUAUCCUCAAGUUACAGAAUAUGUAAUGUCUUGUUUUAACAGCUUACAGUCUGAGAUUUGACAUUUCCAAUGUCUAGAUCUUCAACUUUUACACUCUUGCUUACAAAAUUUUCAAAUAAAAGUCUAUCAAUUUAGCUUCA
This is a messenger RNA of Daucus carota subsp. sativus, 1323 nucleotides long. Its product is annotated as S-norcoclaurine synthase 1-like. Bases 106 to 1209 code for a protein of 367 amino acids. The transcript has 4 exons. NCBI's taxonomy places the organism in Eukaryota, Viridiplantae, Streptophyta, Magnoliopsida, Apiales, Apiaceae. The record is from RefSeq and is a predicted model, not a curated record.